This is a messenger RNA of Schistosoma haematobium, 9486 nucleotides long. RefSeq lists its product as uncharacterized. The record is from RefSeq and is a predicted model, not a curated record. NCBI's taxonomy places the organism in Eukaryota, Metazoa, Platyhelminthes, Trematoda, Strigeidida, Schistosomatidae. Bases 4933 to 7170 code for a protein of 745 amino acids. The transcript is spliced from 5 exons. Gene Ontology annotation, molecular function: aspartic-type endopeptidase activity. Gene Ontology annotation, biological process: proteolysis.
CAUUACGAUGGCAUCACUUUUGCUACUAGAGGGAUGGACGUUAUCAGACAUAGUGUGGUGGGACUCAAAUCAAACGUAAAACCAUCUUGAUUUUGCCGCUACUGAAAAAAUCUACGAAUUAUCGAGGUGAUGCACCAAUCGUUUCAUGACGGUUUGACCUUCAAGUACUCACUACCCUCCAUCAAUGGGCGGUACUAUUAGAUUGUUGCCCUAAUCUUACGUCUAAAUCGGCACUUCCUAAGCGUCCAACGUCCUGCCGUCUAAAUAAACCUAUUAACUCCGUAACUAUACACAUGUAGAUGGGAUCAUUAUGGAUAAAAAAUGUUUUUGGUGUGCAUUUAAGCGAGGAAGAGCUCCGAAACAUUCCGCAUUUAAGGAUUGAACUGCUAACGCAUAUCGCUCUCAGAACAGUUCAAACUUCAUGUCUUUUCGGAGCUAUCGUAUGUGCCCCGGUAAUUACCUUGCUUUCAGAACCCAAAACUUUAAGGUGUUUAACCAGAAGAUCAUUCAAAUUCGCUACUUAUGGAUUCUUACCCGGAAUCACCAUAGCCCCAAUACUGAUGUAUGCUCGAAUGAAAGAUCAACCGGACGAAGCAUUUUACGACAGGUGCUAUCGGCUACGGAGCAACAAAAGCCAGCUUCGUGUAGAUCGUUUCAGUUAUAUCGGUUUGGGAUGCGGCGGGAUAGCAGGUUUCGCCAACGCAGCUGGACCAAUACAAACAGCAAUAAUAGGAAUGAUGAUUGGGACUGUAGCAGCUGUUUGCUGUAAUAAAAUUGAAAAUAGCAUUUCUACACAUAAAUAGAUAUUAGAUUUUCUGCUCAACCUCUGUUCAUUUAUUUCCGUAAUAAAUAUCUUUUCCAAUAAUUAACUAGUUUGUGGUAGGAGAAUGUUUUUACUAUUUGUUAUUUAGCUAUGGAAAAGUCCUAAAUAUUUUACCUUCUUUAGUGAAGUGUAUGUUACAUAACUAUUUUGACAAUCUAGUACUGCAUAAUUUAUUAGUGUCGAUAGUUGAACAGUUCGUAGAUCUAAAUGACUUUAACUGUGGUAAUAAGGAUGAUAGUUCUCACCUUUCUCCGUAUACUAAGGCCUGUAUCAUCUCAGUCUGUGCCACUUUUCGGGCCGUUAAUGUGAGUAUAAUUAUACCCCUAAUGUUCAUAAUCCGGUAUCACGAUUAUGAAUUUGUCCCGGAUAAUUGAUAUGAAUACGAUUCACCCUUCAAUACAAUUACUUUCCAAUCCUUCGUAUUUCAGACACUUUCGAGUCAGGCUGUGUAAAAUCAGGAAUUGGUUAUGAAUGUUUAGGGUAUACUGCACUUCAAACACCAAAGAUUGAUAGGGUCAACAGGCCCACAUAGCCUACCAUUAGAAGCAUGAAGUAUGUAUAUUUCGGAGUCCACAAAUCUUUUGUUAUAUACUACAAGCAUGCAAAUUAGUUUCACCGAAAGGUAUAUGAUUCAUUUGACAAAAUAUAAGCACCAAACGAACAAUUCACGUCCAAUGUGACAUUAGUUUUAGAUAUGGCCAACCAGCAUGGGAGCUCUUCUUAUUCUUAUAAAGCAAUUACUUUACUACUAAUUGGUGUACAUCGUUUCUUAAUCUAAGAAACUCAAUUUUGACCUCAUCUGAACUAUAAUAUAGUUCAAAAAACCAUCUUGCUCACCACAAAGACCAUUCCAUCAAUUUUGUAGUCCUUAAACCACCCAGCGGCAGAUUUCCGCAAAUGAACUUGAUUGAAUAUAUUAUCAGAGUUGUGGCUUGAAAAUUGUAUUUCCAUAGUACCAAGUUGACUUAUACUAAGUACUCUCGUGAAACUACUUCUCAUAAUUUAACAAUAAUCCACUUCCAUACCUUGAUGUUCUAAGCAAGAUUAUGAUCAUCUGAGCUGAAGUAAAUCAACAGCCAUACUCAUAAAAUAAGAAUUUAUAUUAUAAAUGGCAUAUUAUGUUCGAUCUGUUCACCAAUUGGCAGAUAGCAAUAAAUAUUCAAAAUUAUCUGUCAAGCAUUUACCAAAAGUUGAUCAUAAAAGGAAAAUAAAGCAAAGUGGGUCCCAUUCAAAAAUAACUGUAAAGUGGAAAAUAAUUGAGAAAAUAUUUUCAUAUUCGCCUUCACUUCCAUUUGUACUAAAAGGGAAAUUGUUUCCAAAAAUCAAUUUUUACAAGAGAGAUGCAUCUUAUCAAAAAGAAUACGAUUUCUAUAAGAAAAGUCAAAAGAAAUAUUUCAACUUCGUUGGAAAGACUUUGAUGUUCCAAAUGUCCAUGAUUCAAUACUCGGCAAGCCGUUAGGGUGCGUGAAGUUAUCUGUACGUAAGACUGAGUCUUUAGGCGAUAGUUUUGUUUGUGGGCAGUUGUUAAUACUUGCAGACUGUAAAAUUAAUGGGGAGUUUUCAGUCGGUAGAUUCGAAGAGGGUAUAGUCUGUAAGAAGUCGUUAUUAGUAUCACAAGAAAAUAAAGUGAUCUGUUCAAGUUCGUCAAGUGAAGUUCCUGACUUGCAUGUUUCAAUAUCAUUAAAACUGAGUGCUGUAUCGACAUUUUCGUCCUCAUACUUUGACUUGAGGUUCUCCACGAAUAGGGACGUAUUUAUAUGACGACUGGAUAACACACCGAGAAAUUUCUCAUCAAUACCAUAUAAAUCAGUAGUAGCAGACUUCUUUUCAUCACUAAUAUCUUGUUUAGAAUUUAACACCUGACUGUCCUUUCUAACAUAUUUUGUACUUAGUCUUUCUCUUGGAUAACUUAUAUUAUGGUUACAGGUGCUCGGCAAGUUGUUAUAUUGAGAUUCAAUAUUUCCUAGUUUGAUUUCCGACAAAGGAUUAGAAUUUACUUUAUCAUGAUUAAAUCCAAUUUUAGAGGAAGUCGGAGGUAAGUAUGAUGUAGUGCUGUCAGUUGUUUGUGUAAUGAAUGGCUGAAAACUUAAAUUAUUUAUAUUAGUAUCCAGCAGCAUGCCAUUUAACAUUGAGGAAUUUGUUUUAAUUGGGAUUACUGUAGACUGCCUAAUAAAAGUCGCUUUGGGAGGUUCACACAGGAAAGUACGAUAUAUCAUUGGUUGUUCAUCUACAAGUUGUUGAACAGUUGGUGACUGUAUAUUCAAAAUUCGAAUUUCCUUGAUUUGAUUUCCCUGGUUUAGUGACGAUGGUGAUAUCAGGGAUUCAGUUAUUCCGUCAGUAAUUUGACAUGGUAUAAUUUUAUGUAAUUGAUAAGUUACAUGUUCGAUGUCCCCACUAUCAGUAACUAAUAAUGUCAUUGUUUCGUCGACUUCUUUAUUUUCCUUAGAAAUAUAGUUGUCAUUUAUGGCAGGUGAUAUGAACACUCUUUUGUCAUAUGGAUUGUUAACACGUGUUGCAUGGGAAUAAUUAUAAUCUACUUUUACUGGUUGGUAUAAUUCCAUGUUCAAUUUAUUAUUUACCUGUGGAUUUGGUGACGAUCAGCACGUGAACUUGGCCAAUGAACUGGUAUAGGAUGUAAUUCACCUAAAUGAUCCAUCCAAGAAUCUAAUGAUUGAGAUCGUAAAUCAGAACAUUGAUCACACAUUGUGAAGUCAAAAAUCCCAUUCGAAAAUAUGUUUGGACUGGGUACAAUGGAUGAUGAGUCCGAUAAAAUGCAUUCAUUAUCAGUCGAUUUGUGUCGACGAACAGAACAAACAUCAUAUGAGUUACUACCCAAGGAAUGAGUUCCAAGUUUUCCGCAAGGGCUACUUGACUGGGAUCGUGUUGGACGUUUAUGGAUUAUUACUGACUUUAUGGGUGAAGCUGACGCAGAACAGCUCAUGUGCAAACGUUUGGCACUUGGAGUUAGUCCACUUGUACGACUUGAAUAUUUAUUUUCUUUUGCCAUCAUAGAAGUUGGGUGUGGAUCAGUGAUCGCCAACGAAAUAAAUCUGGUUACGCUCGAUCCUCGCCUUCUGAUUUAUCUGGCACGUGUUUCUGGGUAGCGAUGUCCACAGUUAAUCUCAACUCGACGCCACGCUACAAUUGGUGAUCCCAAAGUUUGGAACACGCCUCAACCCCGGGUCAAAUCUUCCAAAGAAGCCAAUUUGGUGAGUCUAUUAUUUAUCUAUCCACGUCUGUCGUAUAUUUUCAUAUUAAUUUUUAAUAUAUAAUAUACACGACAUGACGGAUAGCGAGAAGAAUACUAUUAAUGUUAUAGACUCAGACGUACAGGCCAUUCACUUUCGACCUGUAUCAUUUAUCCCCCACGACCCUGAGGUCUGGUUUGCUGCUUUAGAGUCUCAGUUCGAGACUCGUCGCAUCACGAGCCAAAGGCAAAAAUACGCCUACGCUCUCGAAUCAUUACCCGGGGACCAUUUAGUAGCUGUUCGUGAGGUCGUCCUCAAUUCUAACGUGCCUAAUGUUUAUGACCGCCUCAAAGAGACAAUUCUCCGACAUUUCCUCCCAUCGAGGGAGGAACGAUUGAGGACCCUGUUAGCACGUCACCCCUUGGGUGAUGCUAAACCAAGCCAUCACCUCACGCGCCUGCAAUCUCUUGCAGGACCAACAGCAUCUGACUCGGAGAUAGUUAAGGAAUUAUGGCUCGAGUCACUACCAGCCCAUAUCCAACCUACUGUGACGGCACUGCUCGAGGACUCACCGCUUAACCAGGUAGCCCUCAUAGCAGACAAAAUUUUGGCGAGGACUAGUAAUAGAGACACCUAUGUAGUUGCUUCGACGGCACGUCCUAAAGUAGACAUGGACGCCGGUCAUUCCUCAGCUCAUGGUGACAGGGCCGGGUGUAUUCACACACGUCUUAGUUUUCGAGACCGUUGUAACGUACCCCAACCCUACGUCCCCCGAGCUCGCUCAAGUUCUCGCAAACCCGUCACCACUCGCCCAAAAAGGGCAUCUUCCAGGCCACGCCGAAAGGCGGCUACGGAAGCGAGUGACAGUUGGUGCUGGUUCCAUAGGUCCUUCGGGUCCGGCGCCCGCCGUUGUCGAGCACCAUGCUCAUACAAGGCGGGAAACGCCAGCGCCGGCGGGUAAAAGCGGCCGUACUCGCCGGCCCUUCACCCCAGGUUGGUCGCCUAUUCUGUGUGCACGAUUACCGCACGAACGCUAGGUUCCUAGUAGACACUGAGGCCCAAGUUUCUGUCGUACCACGAGGUAGCAGCAAGUCACAAGCCACAGUGCUUCGACUACGCGCUGCGAAUGGCUCAGUCAUUCCUACCUACGGUACACGACAACUCGCGGUCAACCUGGGCAACCGACGACGGUAUCUGUGGACGUUCAUCAUUGUUGAUGUUCCCACAGCCAUACUAGGUAUCGAUUUUCUACAGCACUAUGAAUUGCUUGUCGAUUCACGUAGGCUGCAGCUAAUCGAUACUUCGUCGAACAGCAAAUUCAUGGGCUGUAAAGCCCACAUGAACGCGUACCGAAUCCUGGGCACUUUUUAUUCGCGUGACGAUAAACUCCACGCUUUAUUCGAGAAAUUCCCCGUACUCACUAAACCACUCGAGGAGCUUCCAUCGGUGACCAAUCGUGUGGUACACCACAUAGUCACCCGCGGACCGCCAGUCACGGCACGACCUCGCCGACUGGCACCGGACAAAUUAGCUUUUGCUAAGCGUGAGUUUGACAAUUUACUAGCUACUGGUAUUAUUCGUCCUUCUCACAGUCCAUGGGCCUCUCCUCUACACAUGGUGCGCAAAAAAGAUGGGGUUAGUUGGAGACCAUGCGGCGACUACCGAGCUCUAAACGUAGUUACGCGCUUUGAUAGCUACCCCAUCCCCCACAUACACGACAUCACGGCAUCGCUCAAGGGCACGACUAUCUUUUCUAAGAUCGAUCUGGUACGAGCAUAUCAUCAGAUCCCAGUCGCUCUUGAAGAUAUCGAAAAGACCGCUAUCACGACUCCUUUCGGUUUGUUUGAGUUCCUACGAAUGCCAUUUGGAUUACGGAAUGCUGCUCAAACUUUUCAAAGGUUUAUCGAUAGCAUUGUACGAGACCUCGAUUUUGUUCACGUCUAUAUUGAUGACCUGCUAAUCGCAUCAUCAAACGUAGAUGAACAUUAUCAACAUCUUACGCUAUUAUUCCAACGCCUUUCGGAUAAUGGAAUAGUAGUUAACCCAGACAAAUGCGAGUUAGGUAAACGAGACACAAUAUUUCUGGGUCAUGUUAUCAAGCAAGAGGGUAUUCUUCCUUGUGAGGACAAAGUGCAAGCAAUAAAGGAGUACAACGAGCCGUCCUCACUCAAGGAACUGAAAGCUUUUCUCGGUUUGGUUAACUUCUACCGUCGUUUCAUCCCACACGCGGCAGAACGGUUACGACCACUAACCGACUUAUUACGCGGCAACCCACGCAGAUUGGAAAUGAACGAUUCUGCACGUACUGCAUUCACUGAAAUCAAAACGGCUCUUGCGCAAGCCACUCUUCUCGCCCAUCCCGAUCCAUCAGUCACGCUUAGUAUAGCGGUUGAUGCAUCCGAUGUCGCUAUAGGAGCAGUUAUGCAACAAAACAUCUCCGGUAGUUGGCAACCUCUCGAGUUUUUCUCACGACGCCUUACUACCACGGAGACGAGAUAUAGCGCUUUUGGUCGCGAGCUGCUAGCAGCCUACUGCGCCAUCAAACAUUUUCGGCACGCAGUAGAAGGACGUCAAUUCAUUUUAUUUACCGACCAUAAGCCCUUAACGUAUGCUUUGCAUACCAAGUCUGACCGCUACUCACCACGAGAGUGCAGACAUUUGGACUAUAUCUCCCAGUUCACGACAGACCUUCGUCACAUCCAAGGCAAGUCGAACUGUGUUGCCGAUGCUCUAUCACGAAUCCAAAUGAAUGCAGUUACCCUGCCGGUGCUCGAUCUUCCCGCUAUGGCCGCUGCCCAAGCAAACGAUCCCAGUUGUACAAAAGCACCACACUCUACGUCCCUUCAGUAUCAGGAAGUACCUCUAGCCACGACUUCUGGCACCAUUCUAUGUGAUACUUCUACCAGUCUUCCCCGACCCAUCGUACCCCCUGCUUAUCGCCGUCUCGUAUUCGAUGCCCUGCAUGGAUUAUCUCACCCAGGUAUCGCAGCUACUUUACGCCUCAUCGCUGCACGAUACGUCUGGCCGUCCAUGAAUAAAGAUGUUCGUAUGUGGGCGAAGCAAUGCUUACAAUGUCAACGAUCAAAAGUGCACAGGCACGUAGCCGCCCCCUCGGUACAUUCGCUACGCCUGAUGCUCGCUUCGAUCACGUUCACUUAGACAUUGUAGGACCACUGCCACCAUCGCACGGGUAUGAUCACAUACUCACGUGCAUCGACCGCUUCACCAGAUGGCCCGAAGCUAUACCCAUCACGUCUAUCACGGCGGAGACAGUUGCUCACCGCUUCGUAGAACGAUGGAUAGCUUUAUACGGUUGUCCCUCGACUGUCACGACUGACCGAGGACAACAAUUCGAGUCCGCACUAUUCUCCUCACUUACUCGGCUGCUUGGUACGGAACGCAUACGCACUACCGCCUACCAUCCAGCUUCAAACGGUUUAGUUGAAAGGUUUCACCGUCAACUUAAAAGUGCUCUUCGGGCACACGAAAACGACGACUGGUACGAAACCUUACCGCUCGUUCUACUAGGUAUUCGAACGAGCUCGAAGGCAGAUAUCCAAUGUUCCGCCGCUGAACUUGUAUACGGCACGACAUUGCGUCUGCCCGGGGAAUUCUUCACACCACGGAGCAGACCUAAUUUCGCUAAAUCAGACUACGUCCAACGACUGUCUGCAUUUAUGCGAACGCUGCCUCCGGUGUCAACUCGAAUACGACAUCGACAGGUCGCUCUCCCUCGAGAGUUGUCUACUUGUCCACAUGUUUUCAUACGAGUAGAUUCGGUACGCAAACCUUUGCAACAACCUUACGAAGGCCCUUUUCGCGUGAUCGCUCGUCACGAAAAGACCUUCGAGGUUGAUCGACACGGCCGCGUCGAGAUCGUCAGCAUUGAUCGUCUCAAACCAGCACACGUCGAUGACAGUGCCCUAUCUGAUAACCUGAGAUUCAACGCUAGACCAAGCAAACCUACUAACGGGAUCCUCAAACCAUCUUCAGGUCCCACGCUAGAUACACCUGAGACCUCACUCUCACGUCCCAGUCAACAGCACGCAUCAUCUGCACCGUCUACGGACGAGACGACAGUCUCACGUCCAGAUCAGCAGACCACGCCGCCCUUGACUUCGGAUGAGAUUGCAGGCUCACGCGACGCGAACGAGACUGCCGUCUCACGUUCCGGUCGCCGAGUACGGUUACCCGUACGCUUCCUCGACUAGUCGCACAGUCGACAACCGAUACGGUGUAGGAAUAUUCCUAUGCUACUUGCAUGCUACACUCUUCUCUUUUUUUGAUUUUCUUUUUGUUUUCUGAGCCCACGCCUUCGACCAUCUCCGUUUGGUUCCGUCGACUUCAGUCAAAUUUGGCGAAAGCUGGCCUGAUCACCCACGCUCUUGUCAACGUACUCAAUCGAUAUCCUCGUUUCGAAUGUUUGACACACGCUUGGUCUCGAACUUCGUCGUUAUGGUCGCUUCUGGUUCAUCGGAUCAACGUGGUUUCGUCCUUCGUCUGCAGCGUUUCUGGUGCGCACCCCUACGAACGCAAUCUUCAGAUUCUGGAUACAAACCACUCUGGUGUAGCAUGCCAACUCAAGCAAUAACUACAGCACAUCGCUCCUGAUACCGUUCUCCAAAAACGACUUUCGUUGGCAACUUGACGACCAACGAUCGCUUUCCUGUUCGCCAAUCUUUCCGUCCUACAAUCGCUCGUCAGCCGAUCCGUCCCACGUUUCAAACCGCUAUUUAUCGAAAGUGUAAACCCUUUCUAGCGGGGGGCUCCUGUAGUGACUCACAUUUAUCACGAGAACACGACUGGUUUAAUAAAAACAAUUAUUAUUAUAACCAACUGUACCAGUGUUUGUUUUAAUGUGCUUUUGUUUAACUGUGCUAAUUAUAGCCAUUUUGUGCUUCCAUUACCUUCCAUCAUUGUUCCGCGGUUUUUGGUACUGUUCGCACGUACUCCUGUCUUUUGCUUCCACUUGUACCACUUCUUGGCACGAUCUCGGUAUUCGUUCAAUACCACGAGAUCGCCAACGAAAUAAAUCUGGUUACGCUCGAUCCUCGCCUUCUGAUUUAUCUGGCACGUGUUUCUGGGUAGCGAUGUCCACAGUUAAUCUCAACUCGACGCCGCGCUACAAUGUAUUGUGACGUAUACAGUUUCAUACACAAAUCUCCACUCAGUUUUAUUUCCCACGUUUCCAGUUAAAUCCAGCAUUCUGGUGUCCACCAUGAAAUUCAGAAAUUUGAUGAUUUACAAUUAUAAUUGACUUUUGCAACUAUAUUGAUGAUAAUGAUAUGAGUUGUAACAAAAAGGUUUACAGGCUAGUCUUUAAAUUACCGAUUAUUUUCUUCGAGAUACUGUUGUUACGAUGAAUUGAAAGAUACGAUGACAUCUUGGAAUGACUAAAUUGGUUGGUUUGAUAUUCUACUAGCAGAAACGAUCUUAGAAUUCUACAUGAACAGACUUGAGAUGUAGAACAGGUGG